AUGAAUGACUCCGACGACGCUGUAUAUGAAAUCAAGGGCGAUGACAAGGUGAUCCGUGCUGCUCUGGUCUCAAGCUACGACGAUAAAUCAACUGCCGCUGCCACCACCACAACUAAUGCCGAAGUUGAUGAUUACAUCUCCAAGUUCUUGGUUAUGUCAGAAGACGCACGAGCAGAUGACCACAGAGAGAAACAUAUGACGUUGAAGGAGGGUGUAAAGACUUUCCCCAAGGCUAUUGCGUGGUCAUUGAUCUUAUCUACUGCUUUGAUUAUGGAAGGUUACGACACAAACUUGUUGACCAGUUUUUAUGCUUAUCCGGGAUUCAGAAAGAAAUUCGGUGAUUAUUUCGAGGACAUCAAUGACUACCAAAUUCCAGCAAGAUGGCAAACUGGUUUGUCAAUGGGCUAUCAAUGUGGUCAGUUGAUUGGUUUGUGGAUGGCAAGUGUGUACGCCGACAAGGUUGGGUACAGGAAAACAUUGAUGCCGGCGUUGGCCAUUUCUGUUGGAUUAAUUUUCAUUCAAUUCUUUGCACCUAAUCGUGAAGUGUUGCUUUUGUCGUAUAUUUUAUUGGGUAUCAAUUGGGGGUCGUAUCAAACUAUUACCGUGACUUAUGCGUCGGAGAUUGCACCAGCGAGUUUGAGAGUGUAUCUAACAACCUAUGUCAAUGUGUGUUGGGUUUUUGGUCAGUUGAUUUCGGCUGGUGUUAUCAAGGGCAUUUCAAACAUGAGUGACCCUCAUGCUUAUCGUAUUGCUUAUGCUAUUCAAUGGGUGUGGCCAAUUCCCAUCUUGAUUGGGGUGUUUUUGGCUCCAGAAUCACCAUACUUUCUCGUAAGGAAAGGAAGGCUUCAAGAAGCCAAACACGCGUUGGCGAGGUUGUUGACAACAAACUCCUACUUACCAGAAAAGGGCUUAGUUGUCGACAGUAUGGUCACCAAAAUUCAAUUGAUUGUUAGAGAAGAAGAUGCUACUAAUGAAGGAGCAACCUUCAAGGAAUGCUUCACUGGCAAAAAUUUCAGAAGAACGAGAAUUUCGGCAAUGACAUGGUUAUUUCAAAACAUUACUGGUUCGGCAUUGAUGGGGUACUCAACCUACUUUUAUGAGCAAGCUGGUUUAGAUCUUUCAAAUGCAUUCACAUUUUCAAUUAUCCAGUAUUGUUUGGGUAUUAUUGGUACGUUUGGGUCUUGGUUCUUGUCACAAAAAUUGGGAAGAUUCCCCAUCUUUUUUGGCGGAUUGUGCGGUCAAGUUGUUCUUCUUUUGAUAACGGGUGGGUUGGGAACUUCUUCAUCUAAAGGUGCCAGUUGGGGUGUUGGUUCAAUGUUGUUGGUUUAUACAUUUGUUUAUGACUUGACUGUUGGACCAAUGUGUUAUUGUAUCGUUCCAGAAAUGCCAUCGGCAAAAUUGAGACAAAAGACAGUCAUGUUGUCAAGAUUCCUUUACAAUGUGGCGGGUAUUAUUGUUGGUAUUCUUACAAGUUAUAUGUUGAAUCCCACACAAUGGAAUUGGAAAGCCAAGACUGGGUUCUUUUGGGCAGGGUUUGCUAUUUUAGCUGCAAUUUGGACCUGGUUUGAAUUACCGGAAACCAAGAAUAGAACUUUUGCUGAAUUGGAUAAAUUGUUUGAGCAAGGUGUGCCUGCAAGAAAAUUCAAACACAUCGUACCAAAGACUUUUGAUGCUGGCGAAAUGAUGGAAAAAUUGGGUAACAAUGGUAUUAAGAGUAUCAUUAACGAAAGAGAGCAUAUUGAGUAUGCCGAUGACGAAUCGAAAUAA
Lodderomyces theae is the source of this 1767-nucleotide messenger RNA. It is a transcript of the gene MAL31, whose product is annotated as maltose permease. Gene Ontology annotation, molecular function: carbohydrate:proton symporter activity. NCBI's taxonomy places the organism in Eukaryota, Fungi, Ascomycota, Pichiomycetes, Serinales, Debaryomycetaceae. The transcript has a single exon. Gene Ontology annotation, biological process: carbohydrate transport; transmembrane transport. Gene Ontology annotation, cellular component: membrane. The record is from RefSeq and is a predicted model, not a curated record. Bases 1 to 1767 code for a protein of 588 amino acids.